This is a messenger RNA of Rhincodon typus (whale shark), 3481 nucleotides long. RefSeq names its product calcium-responsive transcription factor. The record is from RefSeq and is a predicted model, not a curated record. Gene Ontology annotation, biological process: regulation of transcription by RNA polymerase II. The transcript is spliced from 16 exons. Gene Ontology annotation, cellular component: nucleus. Gene Ontology annotation, molecular function: DNA-binding transcription factor activity, RNA polymerase II-specific; RNA polymerase II cis-regulatory region sequence-specific DNA binding. Lineage: Eukaryota; Metazoa; Chordata; Chondrichthyes; Orectolobiformes; Rhincodontidae. The coding region runs from base 236 to 2449 and encodes 737 amino acids.
GUCUUUCCCACCCCACAGUGCCGACAAUCCUCCAUCACCACCCACAGCAACAUUGGGGUCGGAGCAUGCGCGGUGACGGCGGCCCGGCCCCCCUCCAUGGCGGAUGUGUUGGAGUGAAGACGAGAUAACCGGUACAGAGAAGAUUCAAGACAUUGUAAGGGAAUUGGACAAUUAAGUGGAUUGGCUAACGAACAGUGAAUGGAUUUUAGUGUAAGUAAAUGUGGUUAUUUCUGAGAUGGCAGAAGAUGUCAGUGAAGGUGAGAUUGGUAUUGAGAGAAGUACUACAUUAUUGGGACCAAAUGCUGAUAUAAAUGAGGAUUCUGAAGCAGAACAUCAAGUUUUCCAGCAAUUAGCCUGGAUAGAUGAUGGAGAUUCUGCGUUUGGAAGGAAUGAUCCAAUCACUGUCAUUCCUAUCACAGUUCACAUUACCGAUGACUCUGCUACUUCUCAGAAUCCGACAGUACAGGUGUCCCAGCAAGCACCAACUCUGUCUACUGCGCCGUUUCAGCUGAUGGAUCAGAAUGGACAGCCGAUCCAGUAUGAACUUCAGUCACUGGGGGAUACAAAUGCACGCAUGAUGAUUGUUACCAGUCAGUCAGAGAAUGGCCAGGUGCUGCAUGUGAUUCCUUCCAACCCACCCAGCGUUACUCAGGUGCUGAUACCACAGGGACAGAUUCUCGAUGUCACAGAUUCACAUGAUGCAACAGAUGACAAACAGAUAAGUGAUGAACUUCAGACAGUGACUGUAGCAGCGAUAGCAGACAACAGUGGCUACGUUUUGCACCCACCCUCUUCGUUAACUUUGCCCAAAAAGACCUCACUCAGAAUGGUUGAAGAUAAUUUUCCUGUCCCACUACAGCCACUGCCAAACAACACCCCUGCCUGGGCCCGACGACUCCGAAGCUGUGAGAAAAUUGGAGACUCCUAUCGUGGGUAUUGUGAGAGUGAAACUGAAUUGGAAAAUGUAUUAACUGUUCACAAGCAGCAAACACAAAGUGUUUGGGGAACACGACAGUCUCCAAGCCCUGCUAAACCUGCCACUCGGCUGAUGUGGAAAUCUCAAUAUGUACCAUAUGACGGAAUCCCAUUCGUCAAUGCAGGAAGCAGGGCUAUUGUCAUGGAGUGCCAAUUUGGACCAAGGCGCAAAGGAGUUCAACCUAAGAAAAUAGAACAAGAGAGCAUCUCAAAUCAGUAUUAUAAGGCAACCUGUGCUGCACGGAUCUACAUUAAAAAAGUGCGGAAAUUUCCAGAAUACAGGGUUCCCACAGAUCCUAAGAUCGAUAAGAAGAUUAUUCGACAAGAACAGGAAAAGGCCUUCAAUAUGUUGAAGAAAAAUGGAUUUGAUGUAGGAGGAGUUGUCAGGUGGUAUGUACAGUUACCCACACCACAAGCUCACCAGUACCAUGAUCAAGAUGGUUCUUAUUUACCAACGCCUCCACCACCACCCCCACCAUCAUUUGUUUCUGUUGAAGAGGACGAUGUUGGAAUGAUGGAUGAAAAUGGGAUAUUGCCUUCGCGUCUACACCCACGUGUUACUGAGAAGAUUAGAGAACUGGUCGCUCAGGGAAUUGACCAGGUGUACAUGGUCCGGAAGCAGUUAAGAAAGUUUGUGGAAAGAGAAUUAUUUAAACCUGAUGAUGUUCCUGAAAGACACAAUCUCUCCUUCUUUCCAACUGUCAAUGACAUCAAAAACCACAUCCACGAAGCACAAUUAGCACUACAGAGAGGCGAGCUGGAGUAUAUAUCCGGAUCAAUGACUGCAGCGCUGCAAUGGACGGCUUCCAAUGGGAGUCUUCAGACAGAGACAGUCACAGUCACACUUGCAUCCACACAAGGAGAUGAAAGUACUACAGCUGAUUCAAUCAUCACAAAGGUGGAGUCAGCCCAGAUGGUGAAUACACUAUCUCCAGAGACAAACCAACUUUCACCUUCACUUACCUCACUGCAACCAAAGCUUUUUGCACAGUUACAGGGCUUACAGUUACAGCCAGCCUUUGCUUCUGAUGCAGCCCAAGCAGUUGUUACAUUGAACUCCCAUCAACCAGGCAUCAGCAGUCCUUCCGCAGUGCCAGAAACCAGCAGCCCUACUACACAGCAGCAGCAGGUUUUCAGUCAAGCACACUUUCUGCAACUCAGCAGCUCAUUGUCGGAAUGUGACUCUGCAGCUUCCACCUUGGUUGGUGUGUCAGUAUCUGAGCAGAAUAUGGUCAGUAUGGGACAGCUGGUGACAGUAGGAGCAUCUGUUGGUGGAGACACAGGCGUUGAUAGAGGAGUUCAUCAGAUAUUGCUUGGAUCUGGGCAAACCAUCCCUGUACAGAUCAUGGAAACCUCAUCACCUUCCACAGUUGCUCAGGGAAGCCGUAUCAGCCACAUCAAAGAGGAAUCUGAAGAUGGGAGUCUAGCUGUAGCCAGGACCUGCAUGCCUGAGAUAGCUGGACCAGGAGACUGAAGAUCUUCAUCCACUUCAUGUAUACAACUAAAGAAACUGGUGGUUCCCAAUGAUUAAGCAUCCUGGUGCGGGGAGAUUCCUGAGCUAUCAUGGAAUAUACAAGAGGUCCUGGUGGCAGACAAAGACCGGGUUGAAGUUUGCAGUACAGUAAUGGAAAUGGGUUUGUAUGCUUUGAAAGGAGAGAACUUUUUUCAUUUUUGCCACAUGCAUGAACCUUCUGCUCAGCCUGCUUUGUAAGAAUGAACAUUAAGGGCAUUUGAACGUAUUAACAAUAAUUAACUGCUCAGAGCUGCUUAAUGAAAUAUUCUCAGUUUUACCGUCUACCUUGUAUGUAUCCGUGAAAAACACAUUGCCAGCUGGUGUUGGAGCCAUGCCAGCAACAUCAGGAUCAUCAUAAGUAUACAUUUUACUGCAAGGCUGCUGCCACUUGGUAUUAUCUAUUGAUUUUUCUGGUGCUGGUACCAGUUCUGAUGAAAAUACAUGAAUUAAAAGCAUGCUGGAUCCGAUCAGACUAAAUAUUUAUUCACAAAUGUACGGAAACAGUGGAAAAUGUGGAGUGAUUUGUACUGGCUUUGGUGCCAGAAACGGAGCCAUGUUUGAGGUCUCAUGUUAUCUUCAGAACUGCAGAGAGGAAGUCACUCAGGAUUUUCCGGACAUACAGCAUGCAGAGCUUGAACAUGCAAUUAGGUUUGAAUUCUGAGCUCUAAGCCUUGGAAGUUCAGUACCAGAAAGUAUUCUUCUGAAACCUGACAUGAGUGGACGUUUGUUACCAACUUAUUUGCUGGGUUCCGAGCAGCAGCAGUCACUACUAUGUAUUGGAAUGUUUGCUCGUUACUUAAAGUAGCAAGAACCCAGAGAUGCAAAAUUCCAAUUAAAAAAGAUUUUUAUUUCUUUAACUCUUAUUCAAAAAGAUGUACAUUGUAUUUGAAGAUUAACUCUCCCUCUUGGACUGUUGGGAGGGGAAAGACAAUUCUGGGAGAAUUGUAUUGCUCUUACCGAGUAAGCCAGUGAAAUUGUGAUUUGAGAUUUUUU